Physella acuta is the source of this 1085-nucleotide messenger RNA. Its product is annotated as cardioacceleratory peptide receptor. Gene Ontology annotation, cellular component: membrane. Gene Ontology annotation, biological process: G protein-coupled receptor signaling pathway. Gene Ontology annotation, molecular function: vasopressin receptor activity; neuropeptide receptor activity. The record is from RefSeq and is a predicted model, not a curated record. Lineage: Eukaryota; Metazoa; Mollusca; Gastropoda; Physidae.
AGGUUACCAUGACAACGGUGACACCCAACACCACCAGGGAGAGCGUGUUCUACUUCUACCAGGAAGAACAGCUGACCUUCCUGUACAUCCUGUUUGCCCUGAUCGUGUUGGGCAACACUCUGGUCAUCAUCGCCAUCUGCGUCACAAAGUCACGAAGGUCACGUAUGCACAUCUUCAUCCUCAACUUGGCCAUAGCAGAUCUGUCUGCCGGUCUGGUCAACGUGCUGACGGACAUCGUCUGGAAAAACACGAUCGAGUGGCAUGCUGGGAGUGUCGGCUGCAAGAUCGUCAGGUACAGCCAGGGCGUCGUGACCUACGGCUCCACCUACGCCUUGGUGGCCCUGAGCCUGGACCGGCUCAACGCCAUCGCCCGACCCCUCAGCUUCAGCGGUGACCGGCUGAGGAUCCGCCUCCUGAUUGGUCUGGCCUGGAGCUUCGCCUUCGUCUUCUCAGUGCCCAUGUUGAUCAUCAACAAGUUGACUCUGGUGGGGGACAAGUGGCAGUGUUGGAUCAACUUCCCUGAACAGUGGGUCUGGCAGCUCUACAUGACCUGCAUAUGUGUCGUCGUUUUCUUCAUCCCCGCCAUCAUCAUCGCCGUUUGUUACAUCAUCAUCGUCGUCAUCAUCUGGAGGAAGACAACGCUCAGCGAAAGUUCGGAGAAGACAACUCAGUUUGUACAGAACGGGGGACAACUCUACGUAGCAGCCAACAAUGCUCGCUUUCGUGACUGUUCGACCAGCUCAAGGGGCGUAAUUCCAAGAGCCAAGAUCAAGACAAUCAAAAUGACACUGGUUAUCGUUACUGUGUUCAUCAUCUGCUGGUCGCCCUACUUUGUGUACGACCUACUGACCGUGUACGGGUUUGUGCCCCACACCCAGGACACCGUGGCCCUCUCCACCUUCAUCCAGAGCCUGGCCCCCCUCAACUCGGCCGCCAACCCCAUCAUCUACGCCGGCUUCAACACCAAGAUGUGCGUCAACCUCUUCAGGUGCAGGUUCCUGAACCGCAGGAACAGUUCACCCACAAACACGACACACCUUACAGGCUCACGUAACAAGCAGCCCAGGCGACACGUCUGUGACUAG